CGGCAAACGCUUGGCAAAACGCAGCAUAGCAUAUAUGCAUUCAACUUACUCAGACUUCCUCACAGCAACUAUGACUCCUCCUUCGCAAACUUCGCCGGCGGGGUUGCUCAUACCGCUGACAUUCAAGAUUGGAAUUCUUUGCCUCAAGCGCCAAGUUGUGACUCUCAUGGGCUGUGCAAGGGUAAUCGUGACCAUGCAAGAGGUAUAGAGCGACGAGCGUCUGUGGAUUCACAAGUGCGCCGGCAAACAGGAAUAUCACACACAGCGCGCAGGGUAGAGAAGAUUUUUGCAGCAAGCUUUUGCUCGAGCUCACGCUGAAACCGCUCGGAGCGGAAUCGAAUAUCACCAAUGACAGUCGAAGAUGUAGCUCCCCUUAGCUUACGCACUGCUCGAAAACACGGACCAUACUUCAUACCAUCAGUGCACCUGCCUCCUCUCAAGCACAGACCUCGAGGGUCGGUGCUCGCUCAAGCACUCUCACACCUCGCACUCGCCCUGCGUCUCGAUGGACACGAAAAUGUCCACGUCCCAAUGCUCGAACGAGCAAGUGCAAAGAAAGCGGAUGCGCUGGACAAGAGGGAGUUGACAGAUCCUAUACAAGCUCAAGCUCAGGAAUCGCCGGUCCAAUUUCAAGCAGCCGCGGAAGAUCAGGAGACUUCGCAGGCGGAGAAUCUCUUCGAGCUCAGGUACUCAAGGAUCUGGCUUUCCGCUUUGGUCAAGACUGGACUAGCAUGGGUCGACGAUGACCCGACGCGAGCGGAAACCGCAGAUGAAGAUGUGACUGUGCUUUUGGACCGCGCAACGGAACUUUUGAGCGCCUGCGCAGGCAAAAGUGCUUCCGGACCGAUCUUUAGGAUUUACCACUUCAACUCGCCCGUGGGAAGUCUAGCAGUCAAAAUGCGCGACGGUACAUUGACCGCUGAUGCCUUGGGCUCGAGAACAUGGGGCUCCGCACCCAUUCUCGCGCAGCAGUUGAUGAGCCCUUUCUGCAGGCUUGUCAACGAGAAAAAGCCCCCUGGCAAGACUUCUGCCAUGCAAAUUCUGGAACUUGGAGCUGGAACGGGUCUGGUCGGUCUUGCUAUCGCUGCCCUCGUCCAACGCAUGAAGCCCAAUCUUCGCGCAAACGUUUGCCUGACAGACUUUCAUCCUGACGUGCUCGAAAAUCUUGCAUUCAACGUCAGGCAGAAUUUCUCAAGUGAUCUCGCUGAGCCGGCCGGUCAUUCAGUCCAAGGUCAAGUCAGUGUCGCACACUUGGACUGGUCUCAAGUGUCCAAGGAAGCAGCGCCAGACCAAUCGCAUAAUUCGACUGACGAUCAUAGAGAGGCUUUGAGUGCUCACCCACAGAACGACAUGAUUGUAGCCGCGGACUGCUGCUAUGAACGGCAUCACGCUGUGUGGCUACGAGCGACCGUAGAGCGAUAUCUCAGCAGAGAAUACGUGCUCGGUAAUGAUCGCUGCAACGAAAACUCUCCGCUCGGAGCGCUUCACUUGCUCAACGCCAUCCGCGCGACGCAUUCAUACGAAAGCCGAGCUAUCGAAGAAGUCUUUCCUGCCGUUGCAGAGCCAACAAGAGGCCAGAAUGACCAACUCGAGCGCACCUCCCUGCAGCUCCGUAUUGUGAAUCAGAUGGAUUUCGAAGGUUAUGACGACUUUGGGCCACCUACGCUACGACUCGAUGUGCCUCUUGACCAUGCGCGGGUCUCAACCUCGGCCGAGCACACGUGUUGGGAGCAGCACUCUACAGCAGGCACUCGCACGCGAUUUAGGUAUCAUCAAAUUCGGUGGUGUCAAAUUGCUGUGGAAUGAAUCAAAUUCAUCCAAAUGGUCACGAAACACCGCGACCACGAACGCACAAAUGGAGAU
Ceraceosorus guamensis is the source of this 1863-nucleotide messenger RNA. RefSeq lists its product as hypothetical. The transcript is spliced from 3 exons. Lineage: Eukaryota; Fungi; Basidiomycota; Exobasidiomycetes; Ceraceosorales; Ceraceosoraceae. The coding region runs from base 349 to 1806 and encodes 485 amino acids. The record is from RefSeq and is a predicted model, not a curated record.